Messenger RNA from Lytechinus pictus (painted urchin), 3639 nucleotides. RefSeq names its product blastula protease 10-like. Gene Ontology annotation, biological process: proteolysis. Gene Ontology annotation, molecular function: zinc ion binding; metalloendopeptidase activity. The coding region runs from base 46 to 2004 and encodes 652 amino acids. Lineage: Eukaryota; Metazoa; Echinodermata; Echinoidea; Temnopleuroida; Toxopneustidae. The record is from RefSeq and is a predicted model, not a curated record. The transcript is spliced from 10 exons.
GUGGUACUCGUCAUUCAGCUAAGCAUCUCUUAGUUUUAACCAAAGAUGGGACUCUUUUCAGCAUGCAUCGUGGUGGUGACCUGUUUGGUUGCGGCCAGUCUAGGCAAGCCAUUAUCUAACAAGGAACGGCCUAUGAGGAAGUUUAAAUUCAACGGCGAAGUCGUGUACGUACCCGUUGAAAACAAGUUCGUCGACCCGUUCUCGUCCAGAGUACCCGGUGACGAACAGAACAACGACAUGAUCUUGAAUGAAGAACAGGAGGAAUAUAUUCGUCAGAUGACGGAUGGGCGGAGCAAGAGGAAGGCCCUCAGAGAUGUUGUGUACAGAUGGACAAGAUACAAUGGGGAUGACAAUGGGGACGCCAUUGUGCCAUACACAAUUGAUAGCCCAAGCGAAGAUAUACCAUUCAUAUACGCUGCAAUGGAGCAUUGGACUAGCAAGGCGUGUGUUCAAUUUGUACCAUAUUCCGAAUUAGCAGGUUCACUUAGUCAUAACCAAUAUCUUCGGUUCGUGCGAGAGGACGGGUGCUGGUCAUACGUUGGCAGGCAACCAACAGCCGCGGCAGAGAUGCUUCCACAGAAAGUAUCAAUCGGAACCGGUUGCACGGAGCUUGGAACCAUCGCCCAUGAGAUCGGACAUGCGAUGGGAUUCCAACAUGAACAGUCAAGACCCGAUCGCGAUGACUACGUCGAUGUCUUAUGGAGCAACAUCCAAACUUCACAGAAACACAACUUUGACAAGUAUACUCUCGACGAAGUUAUGAGUAGCGAUGUAGUGGAAUAUGAUGUCACGUCCGUCAUGCAUUACGGAUCCCAUGGAUUCGCCAUCGAUGACGCUGUGCCGACUUUGCUGACGAAACGACCUUUCGACAUGCAGUACAUCGGCCAAAGGUCGGAGCUCAGUUUCUACGAUGUCAAACUUGCGAAUUACAUAUACAACUGCAAUUCGAGAUGUCCUAGUCCACUUCUUAACUGCGCAAAUGGAGGCUUUGUGGACAAAACAUGCACGUGUCAAUGUCCCCCUGAUUGGACAGGAUCUCUCUGCACAGAGAGCUCUAAUGUCGAUAAAGUCGUGACCGAGAUCACAAGAACUGAGGCAUCGGGGGUGAUUACGUCCCCUAACUACGAAUCGGGACAGUACCUCAUUAACUCUUACUGCAUGAUUUAUAUUCAGGGCCAACCUGGAUCUACGAUAACACUGUGGUUUGAUGAUUUUGACUUGGAAAGUCAAAGCAACGGCAAAUGCUGGGACUACGUCCAGGUUAACACUGAUGACCUUCGAUACGGUGGUGUAAAGUAUUGUGGAAAUUCUGUACAAAGCCCGAUAACUGCGACGGAUGAUAUGAUGAUAUGGUUCUCCUCCGACGAAUCUUUUACUGGAAGAGGAUUCAAAGCUCACUUCACCAUUGAUAAACCACUUACAACCUCCGAAGCACUGGCCGUAACUACCGCAGCACCAACCGAAGCACCAGUUGUGACAACCAUUGCACCAACCGAAGCACCGGUCGUAACUACCGCGGCGCCAACCGAAGCACCGGUCGUAACUACCGCGGCGCCAACCGCAGCACCGGUCGUAACUACCGCGGUGCCAACCGCAGCACCGGUCGUAACUACCGCGGCACCAACCGCAGCACCGGUCGUAACUACUGCGGCACCGACACAAGCACCUGUUGUGACAACCACAACUGAAGCACCUAUGACUACAAUUCAAUCACCGAACUACCCGAAUCCUUACCCAUCGUUGAGGAGAAAUGUGUACAAUUUGGAAACCCAAGAAGGCCAGCGGAUAUAUGUAUUUAUCCACGAUAUGCAGAUUGAGUCAAGUUACAAUUGCCGCUACGACGUCUUAAUCAUCGAAAGUGGGUUUGACCCAAUACGACUUUGUGGAUCUGGAACUAAUUUAGGCCCCUACAUAUCCCGGUCCAACCGAAUGAAGUUGACCUUCGAGAGCGAUGAAUCCAUCCAGUUUAGGGGCUUCCAAUUAUCUUACAAAGCCAUAAUAUAGUCGGAAGGCCAACAACGCUACAGUCUCAUCGAAGAAACCGAUACCAAACCGAUCGACAUCUCUACUGGAAAUAACACAGUGUCCCACACUGUGGAACACAAUGUGAAAUCACCUUCACACUGUUAAAUUGAGCAUAUUCACGUAGUGGACCAUGAAAAAAAAUGUCAUCACGCUGUGUACAGUCACACUGUUGAGCUGUCCGCAGCGUGAAAAUAUUUCUUCACUGUUUAAUUUGAGCAUUUGAACAGUGUGAAUAAUAUUUUUUACAUAGUGGACUAUGUGAAUAUACUGUGAUCACACCGUGUUCUUACCAGCAUGGAUCGGUGGAUCGUAUUACCGAACACCUUAUAUUAAUUCAAUCAUAUCAAACGAAGUGAAAUUCAUCAAACUUAUUCCACCAUGAAUACCCCAAUACCUAUGAAAAAAAAUGUGAAAUUUUGUGCAGAUGUCGUUUUCAUUCUGUUAAGAUAUCAGUUUCCGAACGCACCCCUCUUCACAUGUGAAAUGUUUUGGUCGCUUGGAAAUGAUAUCGUAUUACCGAACGUGUAUUUCCUGUAGGAAAAUUCGGAAAAAUUCAUUAAAUCGCUGAUUAGGUAUUUCGACCACAUUUUGUUCUGCUUUCAAAUUAUGUUUUGGUCAUUUUUCAUCACCAUCCUAUUCAAAUUCCAUUUGGAAGGAUCUUGCAUAGUUUUAAGCGUAUUGAAAUUAUUUUCUGAUGCGUAAGUUUACGCGUUCUGUAAUAUAUAAUAGAAUCACUUACUGAUAAUAUAACGUUUGUCGGUGUGGGGUCGGUUUACCCGAUGCGUGGCUGUAGGGGGUACCAAGUUGAUCCUGAAUGAUCUACUCACCCCAAAAUAUCACUGACUUACAUGAAUUCUUCGUAAAAGACCGGUGAUUAGUUGACAAAGAAAUAUGAUAUUUUAUUGAGCAUAUAUAGGCCUAGUAUUAGUCUAAAUGAUGUAACAUGGAGGAAAGACGAAUAAGGACUCAGAGUUAAGUCUUCCAUAAAUACCCAAGCCGUCAGAAAUCAUGCUGCGAAUAAUUUUUGGUAGGAUUCUUUUAUCAGAUUCAUAUCCUUUUAUCAUCUAAUUUCUAAAAAUGUUUUAGUUAAAGAAAAUAAAUAUAAAUUUCUUAAAUGACAUGAAUUUUUUGCAUGGUGAAAAGAUGAUACUUGUAUCCUCAUGAAAAAUAUUUAUUAAUCUAAUCAUAAAACUCACAAUGGAAAAAAAUAAUCAAGGGUAAAGAGACGAUUUGAGGUUAUAACGUCACGUAUUCUCUCAAUACCUAUAUUGCCUGUCGUAAUGAUCUCUCGGCUUUCAUAUCCCAUGCACGAAAGUGGUGUUUUUCUUUUCUCAGAUUAGCCUAUUUCAAUCGAUCGUAUGUAUAAACUCUAUUCGUCAGGCCUCGCAGAGAGGGUGAAAUUUGUCGUAGCAGAACUUCUACCCCGCCCCCCCCAAAAAAAAAAAUCUAGUCCUGCUCUACCGUACGGUAUACAUUCAUCUCCCCCCUUAGUUCCAAAUUAAUAGAUCUAUAGAAGAAGUUUAAUGAAUUUAAAAUCAUCAGAAUAAUGAAAUAAUGAUCACCAUUAGUUGUAGAUGGAAUAAAUAGUUAAUAAAUGAAAUCGUUCCGAAUAGU